CCCUCUCUUUCUCUCUCUCUCUCUCUCUCUACCUUGCUCAGCUUAUAACACAAUGGAGAAGGGCAGUCUAAGAGGGAACGUGAAGCAAAUGCAUCAUUUCAAGUUCAAGGUUCCGUCGUUCGACUUCGUCGGUGACUGCAACGGCGCAAGCUUAGUGGACGGAGACUUGGUGGCCGCAGGGUUCUCAUGGCCGCCGAGGAGCUACGUUUGCAGCUUCUGCAAGAGGGAAUUCCGAUCCGCUCAAGCUCUCGGCGGCCACAUGAAUGUCCACCGGAGAGACCGGGCGAGGCUGCGGCAGUCUCCGCCGAGAGACGGCGGAGGCAACGGCGGUGAGUUCUGUCCGUUAAUUAACCUAAAUCUUGAACCUAACCCUAACCCUAACCCUAACCCUAAUUCUAGCCCUAGUUUGCUCCCAUCUUCUUCUCCACCUCUGUCAUCACUCUCCACCAAAUUCCCUCAUUUCACUUCCAAAUUGCCCCCACCUGCACCCAUAACCACUGAUUUCAUGAAGGUGAGGGCGGCGAAAGGGCUUCGAUUCGACUCGUCGUCGGCGCGGAAGAAGCCGGGGUUUGUGAGGCUGGACUUGGAGAUUGGGCUGAUUAAUCCAUCUAAGGAGGAGCUUGAUUUGGAACUUCGCCUUGGAUACACUUAGGUUUUGCAAUCAUAGAGUUAAAGAAAGUUGAAGAAGUGAGAAAGAGCAAAAAAUGGGGCAGUAAUUCAUGAUGAAUUUUCUCAUCCCUUUUUUAUGUGUUUUUUGCUCUUAUUCUAUGUUGUACUUUCUACCCAUAUUAGGUUUUUAGUGAUCAUAUAUAGAUGGUCAUGUAUUAUAUAAAACUGCAUU
This is a messenger RNA of Salvia miltiorrhiza (redroot sage), 841 nucleotides long. Its product is annotated as transcriptional regulator SUPERMAN-like. The transcript has a single exon. Bases 53 to 652 code for a protein of 199 amino acids. NCBI's taxonomy places the organism in Eukaryota, Viridiplantae, Streptophyta, Magnoliopsida, Lamiales, Lamiaceae. The record is from RefSeq and is a predicted model, not a curated record.